UUGAGAACUUUGGCGGAAAAUUCGAAAAAAUGGAAAGAAAAAAAGCGUUGAAACAGGUGUUUGAGAUUCUAUACGAACAGUCCUCCGAGCACAAUCUUGAGAAGACAUUCGUGAAAUAUUCUUUUAACAGAAGCAAAUUAGAAGAGUCCAAGCUCAAGCUAUCUACAGGCAGGUCAACURGCAAAAAUACAGGAAAAGAUCAUCGCUCUUCAUGGAAAAUUAAAGUUUAUGGAAGAGUAAAAAGCUCAACAACAUCAAGAAAGCGUCAAAGACCAACACAAAGACGAGAUCUAAGGGGCAUUGUAGACAAACUUCAUUUGUCUAACAUUGUUGGCAGAAAAACACAGGUCAGUACACCCAGGCAGCCAAGAAGUAAAGUAAAAAGAAGAAGGAGAAGUGACAUAUUCCUAAUGAGAAACAUUCAGAAAGUAAGACGAUUUCUUGAAGUCUCAAAUACAAGAGAAAGUAGCCCAGCYAAGGGCAUGCAGAAGAAGACACAACAAAGUCAAUUUGCACACAGUAAUUCAAGUACAAUUGAAAAGAAAGUGAAUCUAGUAAAGAGAAGUAACAUUGGGUCAAGAGCACAUGCUAGACUAGAUAAAACAUUUGAUUCUGGAUUCUAUGAAUUCAAUGAAGGAUCUGAUUCAACAGAUCAGGAUGAUGUUGAUGAACAAAAGUGUGCCAAUGAAAAGAAAUCUUCUGCUUAUUUUCCAAGAACACCUGACACUCCUUUGGAAACAUCGCCAGGGGUAAAGCCAUCUACAGUAUCAAGAGACUCUUAUUUCAAUUUCAAAAGGAAAAGACAUCCCAGCUGUGCAAAGAAGAAAGGUGUAACUCAAUCUGUCCUGUCUGAACAGAAACAGACAGAAGCAACGAGCAAUGUACAGUCAAACAAGAUAUUGUUCAAACCUCUGUUUGGAAAUCAUUGUGGAAACACAUGGAAGCAAAUUGUAGAUGAAAAUUAAUU
Messenger RNA from Exaiptasia diaphana, 967 nucleotides. RefSeq lists its product as uncharacterized. The record is from RefSeq and is a predicted model, not a curated record. NCBI's taxonomy places the organism in Eukaryota, Metazoa, Cnidaria, Anthozoa, Actiniaria, Aiptasiidae. The transcript is spliced from 3 exons. Bases 30 to 965 code for a protein of 311 amino acids.